AUGACACAUCCGCACACGGCUCUGAGCUUCUUUCUUUAUCUUUUCGGCCUCAAGAAUCGUCAAAGGCAGAUACCAAUAUCCACAUCUAAUCAGGCAUACACACCCCCUCAAGAAAUUGCUUGGACACUUCAGCAGCAGGAAAAUCUCCCACCAUUCCCUCGCGAAAUGAAUACAUCACUCCCACCUUCUCUGCGAAGCAAGCUUGGCGGAAAGCGCGAUUGGACACUCAAACCCAGACAAGACCUCACGCCAGCAAUGAUCGGAUCACAGGAACCCAACAAAAUGCGAAUUGCACUGCUCAGUGUGACAGAAGCUGGCUUGGGUCGAGAGGUCUACUACGAUCGGGGUUAUGGCAAUGGUGAGCCAUUCGACUGGAACGAUUCGAGCGACAUUUUCCUCUUGAACGACUGGAGACGAGAGAAAAUUCGCAAAUACACACCUAGAGACUUGGUACAGAUAGAAGGCACAAAGGAUGUCGGAAAUCGUGUUAUCGAGAAUAAGGUUGUCAAGAAGCCAAGUGUUCCCAGGGCGACAAUGAAGCAGCCUCCAAAACCGCAGAUUGCCCAAAAUCAAACGUCGACUAGACUCCGAGAGCAUGUAGAGCCCAACAAAAAUAUUGAUGAGGAGUUUAUCACAAUAGUCGCCCGCAGCAGAGAGAUGGAGAAAUUCCGUGCUCAGAAGCGCAGAGCUGCACGCCAGACUUGCAAAUGGUCGUCGCCAGCACCCAUAGAGUUUCUUCCUAUCGAUCUCGAAAGACUUGAUAGCUUGACACCAAAGCAACAGCGACGCGAUCAGAACUCGCACGUCAAAAACUGGUUUGUUAUCUUUGAGAUGAUUGAGAGAUCUUUCGACCUACCGAGCCGGGAGAUUGGAGUCGAGUAUAAUCUCUGA
Botrytis fragariae is the source of this 891-nucleotide messenger RNA. RefSeq lists its product as uncharacterized. The transcript has 4 exons. Lineage: Eukaryota; Fungi; Ascomycota; Leotiomycetes; Helotiales; Sclerotiniaceae. Bases 1 to 891 code for a protein of 296 amino acids. The record is from RefSeq and is a predicted model, not a curated record.